This is a messenger RNA of Cadophora gregata, 726 nucleotides long. RefSeq lists its product as uncharacterized. Bases 1 to 726 code for a protein of 241 amino acids. Gene Ontology annotation, molecular function: peroxidase activity. The transcript is spliced from 2 exons. NCBI's taxonomy places the organism in Eukaryota, Fungi, Ascomycota, Leotiomycetes, Helotiales, Ploettnerulaceae. The record is from RefSeq and is a predicted model, not a curated record.
AUGCAUUUGGAGGUGAUCAAUGUGGUGAGGGGCUUGCUUGGCUUUGGAUCGAAGAGUAAGGUCAGCCAAGAUGUCAACACAAAAACAGACGACCAUGUAUACAUUCGAGGCAAUAUUAACGACCGUGGGCCAUGCCCAGCUUUGAAUGCUCUAUCCAAUCAAGGCUAUCUUCCUCGAGAUGGCAAGAAUAUCACAUUACCAGAAGUGGAGGCUAUAUUAAAGUCUACUCUGCACUUCGAUGCCCCUUUAGCCUCCUCCCUUGCACGCAGUCUAAAACCAAUUCUCAGAAAGGACGGUACUUUCGACCUAUUCGAUAUGAGAAAGCACGAUGUGAUUGAGCACGACGCAUCAAUCACUCGAUUUGAUUUCCGACAAGGCGACAACUACACUUUCCAACCCGCACUAUUUGAAGCUUUUCUAGCAGAUGCUGAUGGGGGACCCGUCACGAUCAAGUCGCUUGCGAAGACCUAUAUCCGAAGGAAGAAGGAGAGCAGAGCAGCUGGAUCUCCAAGGUUGCCACUGAACUUGUGGUUUGUGAACUUGCUUCAAACUGUUUCACUUCUGAAUACAGCCCAGACUGGUGUUACACUGCAAAAGGAUUUACUGGUGGAGUUCUAUACAGAAGAGAGAAUCUCGGAUGUGAUCCUGCAGAAUCAAAAGACUCGGACUCUGUUUGGCUUGGUUAGCAAGGCGUUGUCACUUCUUUUUUAUACUAUUUUUUUAUGA